Setaria italica (foxtail millet) is the source of this 1918-nucleotide messenger RNA. RefSeq names its product CRIB domain-containing protein RIC4. The transcript has 4 exons. Lineage: Eukaryota; Viridiplantae; Streptophyta; Magnoliopsida; Poales; Poaceae. The annotation marks the transcript as partial. The record is from RefSeq and is a predicted model, not a curated record.
AUUGGAAGCGGUUGGUCGCCGCACCCAGCCCUGCACCUGCACCUCACCUCUCCAAUUCUCUCUUGCAUUCCGUUGCAGUGGCAGCUGAUGCAAGCAAGCAAGCCAGUGAAGUGAAGCCAAGUGAAGCUGCAGCUUGCAAGCAAGCAAGCCAAGUGAAGUGAAGCCAAGUGGCCAUAUGGGACUCCGACUCUCUAUGGAGUGUGAGAGCUAGCUUUUAAUUUGGCCUGCCCUGACCCUGAUACAGACUCCAAGUGGCUGUGCCUUGGCUUGAGAGCAAAUUGGAGGCGGGCAGCAGGUGGUUGGAGGAACACAGACAUAUGAACAUCACCCCGAGAAUCUCUGCAAGAAUAUGAAACUCAAGAUCGAAAGCAAAAGUGCUCCAUGCGCGUGGGCAUUUUUCAUAUUUCUUUUCUUCGUUACCUUGAUCGACAGACAGGUGGUUGGAGAAGAGACCCAUGAACCUCAGCUAAAUCUCCAAAAAGUGCAUGGAGUUGAAGCUGGAGAGAUCAUGGAAUUGACUCUAGAGCAGAUAACUCGUGACUUUAAUAAUGCUGUUUUUCAGCACCUGCUCUGCAAGACCUCACUAGCUAGGAACUAUCCUCAAGUGAAGGGGGUUAUCUUAUCUCAACACAGAAGUACAUGUGUUAGCAUGACACAUGGAUCGAAUUAAGAACGCACUUAACAAGCAUGUAUACCCCCACCUGUCUGUCCAUCCAAAACCACAUAGAGUAUGUUUCCAGAGCUAGGAAACACCAGGAGGUGAAGCAACAAGACGGAUGCAGAAACCACAAAGGAGGGAAAGGAGCGGCAAAUGCCAUGAUGGCGCCCGACCUAACCCAACCAUCUCUCUUCCUCAUCUCUUUCCUCUGUCGGUCGGUCAAACCCGCCACGGAUUCAUUGCUCGAUUAAGCAAAUCCACCUCUUGCUUUAUCUGGACCUUGCCAAUGCCUUUAAAUACUGUACAUACAUAGUUUAUUUUUUCAAAGAGAAAUUAAUGCAGAAUAGUAGCAGUGUCCAACACAGGGAGAGGCAAUAAUCAAAUUUGCAGAUCAUCAAAUGCCAUGUUGGCAGCAUCAUAUCCAGGCAGCAGCAACAAUCAGAUCAAUUCCUGGUGCCAUCUGCCAAGUACAGGGAUCAUCUGGAUCGAGAUUGAUGAUAUCAUGCCAGUCUCUCUCUACAGUGGCAUUAGCAGCUACCACUUUGUGUGCCUUUCUCUCUCUAGCCUGUAGUCUCUCCCACCAAACGUUGCCUUUCCCCAAUUUUUAAUGUUUUUUGAAAAGCGCCGAUUUUUAAUACUGGUUUUGGCCCCUCUGGCUAUAUAAACUGUCAAUCAUGCAUCCUUGGCAGCAAAGCCAAAAACACAAGCCCGGACACGACGGCAGGCCCAACCAUCUGCAGCGUUCUGCAACCUGCAGCAGCGGCAGCCAUCCAUAAAACACAACAAGCAGAGACGCCGGCCUGCCUUCCCUUCCCUUCCCUUCCCUUCUCCUUUCCGGCUCUCCCCUACAAUACAAAGGCUAUGAAGGACCGCCGAGGCAGCUCCGGCGGCGGCGACCGCUUCGCCGUCUUCCCCUUCUCCAUGGGCUGCAUGUCGCAGUCCGCCGUCUCCGUCGCCGACCCCUCCGAGAAGAAGCCGCAGAGCGACCCCUCUUCCUCCUCCUCGGCGGCCACCGCCACGACCACGGCUCAGAGUCCAGAAGAAGGUGCCGGAGAGGGUGUGAAGGAGAAGGCGGCUGCGGCGGCAGGCACGCCGGCGUCGCCGGGGCUCGUGGCGGCCGGGGUGUCGAGGCUCAUGAAGGGGAUCAAGAGCCUGUCUCUGAUGUUCGCCGGCGACGGCGACGACAGCGAAGAGGAGGACGAGGAGCGGGAGAUGGUGAUCGGGUACCCGACGGACGUGCAGCACGUGGGGCACAUCGGC